UUUGUUUUGAUCGCUGCAAUUCGCCGGCGACGAGAGACGACGAUGAUCCGAUCACGAAGUGUCUUGUUGAUAUUGAGGAAGGUGUAUCAAUCUUCAUGUGUUAAAUGCUUAUGGGCAAACUCUUUCUCUUCUACUUCAGUUUCGUCAAGCUUGGGUUUUAGAGCGACGAACAAAGAGUUGAACCAGAUGAUAAGAUCGGGUUACAUCGUCGAAGCUAGAAAGAUUUUCGAAAAACUGGAAGCGAGGAACAUUGUGACAUGGAACACGAUGAUAAGUGGGUAUGUGAGAAGGCGGGAAAUGAAUCAAGCACGGAAACUGUUCGACGAAAUGCCUGAGAGAGAUGUUGUGACUUGGAACGCGAUGAUUUCGGGUUAUGUUUCAUGUGGUGGGAUUAGGUUUCUUGAGGAAGCAAGGAAGCUGUUCGAUGAAAUGCCUUCAAGGGAUUCUUUUUCUUGGAACACAAUGAUUAGUGGUUAUGCGAAGAAUCGGAGGAUUAGUGAAGCUUUGUUGUUAUUUGAGAACAUGCCUGAGAGAAAUGGUGUGUCAUGGAAUGCUAUGAUCACUGGGUUUUUUCAGAACGGUGAUGUGAAUCGCGCGGUUGAGUUGUUUCAGAUAAUGCCUGAGAAGGAUUCUUCUUCUUUAUGUGCACUUGUUGCUGGUCUUAUUAAAAACGAGAGACUCGAAGAAGCUGCUUGGUUUUUGGGUCAAUAUGGGAGUAUAGGUUCAGGUAGGGAAGAUUUGGUUUUUGCUUAUAAUACCUUGAUUGUUGGAUAUGGACAGAGAGGACAAGUAGAAGCAGCUCGACGUCUGUUUGAUCAGAUUCCUGAUGGUGAGUUCGGAGACAUAUUCCAUAGAAAUGUCGUAUCGUGGAAUUCCAUGAUCAAAGCUUACUUGAAAGUGGGAGAUGUGGUCUCUGCACGGUUGUUGUUCGAUAAGAUGAAAGACCGUGAUACGAUUUCUUGGAACACUAUGAUUGAUGGAUACGUACACGCUUCUAGGAUGGAAGAGGCUUUUUAUCUGUUUUCGAAAAUGCCAAACCGUGAUACACACUCAUGGAACAUGAUGGUCUCUGGUUAUGCUAGUGUUGGCAAUGUAGAGCUUGCUCGUCAUUAUUUUGAGAAAACACCGGAGAAAACUACAGUAUCGUGGAACACGAUUAUAGCAGCUUAUGAGAAAAAUAAGGACUACAAAGAAGCUUUUGAGAUGUUUAUCCGGAUGAACAUUGAAGGAAAGAAGCCUGACCCACAUACUCUAACUUCUCUUCUCAGUGUAUCAACCGGGCUUGUAAAUCUACGCUUAGGAAUGCAGAUGCACCAAAUCUUUCUCAAGACUGUGAUCCCCGAUGUUCCAGUCCACAAUGCCCUUAUCACUAUGUAUUCGAGAUGCGGCGAAUUAAUGGAGUCUAGAAGAAUCUUCGAUGAAAUGAAGCUCAAAAGAGAAGUAAUCACAUGGAAUGCAAUGAUAGGAGGGUAUGCUUUCCAUGGUAAUGUCUCAGAGGCCUUGAAUCUGUUCUGGUUAAUGAAAAGUAACAGGAUAUAUCCUUCUCACAUAACAUUUGUCUCGGUUCUGAAUGCUUGUGCUCACGCGGGACUUGUUGAUGAGGCUAAAGCUCAGUUUGUGUCCAUGGUCAGUGAGUACAAUAUCACGCCGCAGAUGGAACAUUACUCUUCUCUGGUCAAUGUAAUCAGUGGACAAGGGCAAUUUGAAGAGGCCAUGUGUGUCAUAAAGAGUAUGCCUUUUGAGCCAGACAAGACGAUAUGGGGUGCAUUGUUAGAUGCUUGUAGGAUUUAUAACAAUGUAGGGCUCGCACAUGUUGCAGCUGAAGCAAUGUCGAGACUCGAACCAGAGAGCUCAACACCUUAUGUACUGUUGUACAACAUGUACGCGGAAAUGGGACUAUGGGACGAAGCUUCUCAAGUGAGAAUGAAGAUGGAGGGUAAAAGAAUCAAGAAGGAAAGAGGAUCAAGUUGGGUUGACUCCUCAACAUAAAAAACUUCUUUUUAUGUUCACAAAAAGAUAAAAAAUUAUCGGGAUUCAGAAGUCAGAUAGAAACUGAUAAGCCAUUCAAAUUACUGGUGGCUUCAAAUUCUCCUGUUACAUAUAUACAUGCAUACGUGUAUCGAUAUCGCUGCUGCUUCUCUGAGUCUUCACCGGCG
Messenger RNA from Capsella rubella, 2156 nucleotides. Its product is annotated as pentatricopeptide repeat-containing protein At1g62260, mitochondrial. The record is from RefSeq and is a predicted model, not a curated record. Gene Ontology annotation, molecular function: RNA binding; protein binding. The coding region runs from base 43 to 1989 and encodes 648 amino acids. Lineage: Eukaryota; Viridiplantae; Streptophyta; Magnoliopsida; Brassicales; Brassicaceae. The transcript is spliced from 2 exons. Gene Ontology annotation, biological process: RNA modification.